AUGACAAGUAGAAAUCAGACCUCAGUGACUGAGUUCUUUCUGUUGGGAUUUUCUAAACGUCCUGAGCUGCAGUUUUUAUUGUUUGUUUCAUUCUUCAUCAUUUACCUGAUGAUUCUGACGGGAAAUCUCCUUAUUAUCCUGAUCAUCACAGUAGAUCACACACUUCAAAGCCCCAUGUAUUUUUUCCUUCGAAGUUUGUCCUUCCUUGAAAUUUGUUUUGAUACAGUUACAGUCCCUAAAAUCCUGGCUGUUCUUUUGUCUGAAGAUAAGAGCAUUUCCUUUGCAGGCUGCUUUGUCCAAAUGCUUUUCUUUAUUACAUUUGGGAUUGGUGAAUGUUGUCUCCUGGCUGCAAUGGCUUAUGACCGUUACCUAGCUAUCUGUAAUCCCCUGUGCUAUCCAGUACUAAUGAACCAGCGUGUGUUAAUCCAAUUGAUAGGUGGUUCGUGGCUUCUGGGGCUGCUUCUGGCGAUUGUUCAAACCACCUGGAUAUUUAGUUUACCUUUCUGUGGGCCCAGUGGCAUCGAUUAUUUCUUCUGUGACACCCCUCCAGUGUUACAGCUGGUGUGUGCAGACACCUAUGUGCUUGAACUCUUUACCCUGAUGGGCACCAUUUUGCUGAAUGUUGUCCCGCUCCUUCUCAUUCUGCUCUCCUACAUAUACAUUAUCUCCACCAUCUUGAAGAUGCCAUCCACUGAGGGAAGAAAAAAGGCCUUUUCUACUUGCUCCUCCCACCUCAUUGUGGUCACUCUCUUCUAUGGUUCAGGCAUUCUGACCUACUUACAGCCCAAGGCUAGCUCCUCAGCAGAAAACAAGAAACUGCUGACCCUCUCGUACAUUCUCUUGACUCCUGUAUUGAACCCCCUGAUCUACAGCCUACGCAACAGUGAGGUGAAGAGGACCUUGAGAAGAACACUUUGCCGGAAAACACGUUCCUAG
Molecule: messenger RNA, 936 nt
Organism: Tachyglossus aculeatus (Australian echidna)
Lineage: Eukaryota; Metazoa; Chordata; Mammalia; Monotremata; Tachyglossidae
Product: olfactory receptor 10A3-like
Exons: 1
Coding region: 1-936 (311 amino acids)
Biological process (GO): G protein-coupled receptor signaling pathway
Cellular component (GO): membrane
Molecular function (GO): olfactory receptor activity; G protein-coupled receptor activity
Source: RefSeq, a predicted model, not a curated record